UCUGGGAAAUGUAGUUUCACAGCCCAGCGAGUGGCCGGAAGGUUCGUCCUGCCGCCAAGACUUCCGGGAAAUGUAGUCCGGUGCGGCACCGCCCAGGUAGCGUGAGGGAACCGGGAGUCGGAGGUCUGGAGUGAGGCCUGAAGAGACCCAAAAAGAUGUCGGAGCCGGAGAGAUUUAUCGGCGCCUGCGGGGGACCUCAGAGUGCGGACUGAGGAGGAAGGGCUGCCAGAGACAGUGAGCAUGUAACAGAUCAUCAACAAGAUUUCUGGUAUACUGCUCCCCUUUGAGAGAUAAAGGAGACAAAGACCAGGAAGGGAAGUGCUCCCAAGAAGGGAAAGACCGGAAAAGAAAGCCUUUGGAGAAGACCACAGGAGGGCCAUGAAGGUGCUGCUCCUCACAGGGCUGGGAGCCCUGUUUUUCGCCUAUUACUGGGAUGACAAGUUUGACCCAGCCAGCCUCCAGGGGGCGCGUGUGCUGCUGACAGGAGCCAGUGCAGGUGUGGGAGAGGAGCUGGCAUAUCAUUAUGCCCGCCUGGGUUCCCACCUUGUCAUCACAGCCCAGAGAGAGGCCCUCCUGCAGAAGGUGGUAGGGAACUGCCGGAAGCUGGGCGCACCCAAGGUCUUCUACAUCGCUGCGGACAUGGCCUCCCCUGAGGUGCCCAAGCACGUGGUGCAGUUUGCGCUGGACAAACUGGGAGGGCUGGAUUACCUCGUGCUGAACCAUCUUGGCGCCGCGCCAGCGGGUUCGCGGGCCCGCGACGCCCAGGCGACGCGCUGGCUACUGCAGGUGAACUUCCUGAGUUAUGUGCAGCUGACUUCAUUGGCCCUACCCAGCCUGACUGACAGCAAGGGCUCCCUGGUGGUGGUGUCCUCGCUCCUAGGCCGGGUGCCCACAUCCUUCUCCAGCCCCUACUCUGCAGCCAAGCUUGCGCUAGACGGCUUCUUCAGCUCCCUGAGGCGAGAGCUGGAUGUGCAGGAUGUGAAUGUGGCCAUCACCAUGUGCGUCCUGGGCCUCCAGGAUCUUGCUUCUGCCACUGAGCGAUUCAGGGGCAUCACGAGGGCCAAAGCAGCCCCAGGGCCCAAGGCAGCCCUGGCUGUGAUCCGUGGCGGCGCCACACGUGCCUCCAGAGUCUUCUACCCGUGGCGUUUUCACCUGCUCUGCCUGCUCCGGGGCUGGUUGCCACAACCACGGCCCUGGUUCAUCCGCCAGGAGUUCAACAGCACAGCCACCGCUGCGGCCUAAGUUUCAGUUCUUUAUUGUCCCAGAAGAGGACCCUCCAUCCAGCAGCCCCAGAGCGCCCUCUCAGAGAGUGGCCGUGGCCCAAGGUGGAGUCAUCAAGGCAGCAAAAGAAGAGGAAAAGACCUCCCAGCACCUGGAGACAGUCAGAGCCCUGGUGUGCAAGCACCUUGUCGGGGUUUUGGAGAGGCAUUACCUGCAUCUUGGCCUUCAUUCAUACUGAUUCCAUUUUACAGAUGAGAAAACUGAGGUUCACAGAGGUGAUACAACUUGUCCCAGGGCCACAUCUGACAGGCCACACUAUCCUGAGUCACCCUUGGAACCCUCUUCAUCUCCCACCUGAAACCACUGGGUCCUUUAUCUGUUCUCAUUUGUUUUCAAAGCAGUCCACCUGGUGGUGGGGCUGAGGAGGAGAGGGGAAGAAUGUGUUUGGGGCUGGACCCAGCUUCUCCUUUCAUAAUAAAAAUCUGUUUUCUCCA
Molecule: messenger RNA, 1715 nt
Organism: Condylura cristata (star-nosed mole)
Lineage: Eukaryota; Metazoa; Chordata; Mammalia; Eulipotyphla; Talpidae
Gene: HSD11B1L
Product: hydroxysteroid (11-beta) dehydrogenase 1-like
Exons: 9
Coding region: 379-1242 (287 amino acids)
Cellular component (GO): intracellular membrane-bounded organelle
Molecular function (GO): oxidoreductase activity
Source: RefSeq, a predicted model, not a curated record